AUGAAUCCAACAUUUGGAGAAUGGCUGCACAAAUUGCAGCGUAUCAGUGAGAUAAGAUAUUACUGUACCAUGAAGCAUGACAAAUCAGAAUCCAAAUAUGGACUUGUGUUCAUUCCUGGGACCCCUCUGCUGGUAACAAAAGACAUUCUCUACCGGUUACAGAUCUCAAAGGCCAAAUGCAUCAUAACCAAUGAGGCUUUGGCUCCCACUGUGGAUGCAGUGGCAUCUGAUUGCCCUGCUUUGAAAAUCAAACUCCUCGUGUCAGAAAAUAGGCGUGAUGGAUGGAUGGAUUUCAGAGCACUACUAAGAGAAGCCCCCACUACACAUAACUGUGCAAAGACUGGUGGUGAAGAAGCAAUGACCAUAUAUUUCACCAGUGGGACCACUGGCAACCCCAAGAUGGCUGAACAUUCCCAUGGGAGCUUGGGCUUCAAAGCCCUGCUCGAUGCCAGGACUUAUUCUGAUGUGCAAGUCUCAGAAACAUUUUGGAGUAUAUUGGAUACAGGUUGGAUCCUCAACUUAUUUGGGACAUUUCUGGAACCCUGGACAGCUGGAGCAUGCUCAUUUAUCCAUCACUUGCCAAGGAAUGACCCAAUGAUGAUCAUCAAUACUCUCUGCAAAUAUCCCAUCAAUGCCAUGUUGGCACCUCCUAUGUUAUACCGGAUGAUUCUAAAGCAAGAUCUCACCAGGUUCAAAUUCCAAGACCUUCAUUCCUGCUUCAGCUCCGGAGAGACCCUCCUCCCUGAAACUUUGCAAAAGUGGAGGAUGCAGACUGGGCUAGAUAUUAAGGAAAUCUAUGGACAAACAGAAACUGGCGUUGCUUGCAGGUACAGCUCAAAGGAAAGCAAGUCUGGCUUCAUGGGAAAGGCAGCGCCAAAUUAUACCCUCCAGAUUAUUGAUGAGAAUGGUAAUGUUCUGCCUCCUGGCACAAAAGGAGAAAUUGCUAUCAAAAUCAAACCCAUCAAACCCGUUGGCCUCUUCUCUGGUUAUGUGGACAAUGCUGAGAAAACAGCUGCCAAUGUCCUAGGGGAUUUCUGGCGCACGGGGGACCUUGGAAUCAUGGACAAAGAUGGGAAUUUCCAGUACAUCGGGAGAGCUGAUGACAUCAUCAAUUCAAGGGGGUAUCGAAUAGGUCCCUCAGAGGUAGAAAAUGCCUUGAAUGAGCACCCAGCUGUGGCAGAGUCAGCAGUGAUCAGCAGCCCAGAUGCUGACCAAGGAGAGGUGGUAAAGGCAUUUGUAGUACUGUAUCCUAAGUUCGAAUCCCAUGACCAGGAAGAGCUCAUUAGAGAACUACAGAAGCAUGUGAAGGCUACAACUGCCCCCUACAAGUACCCCAGAAAGGUGGAGUUUGUUUCAGCACUGCCCAAGACAGUCAGUGGAAAAAUCCAACGGGCCAAGCUGCGAAAGGAUGAAUGGAAGCAAACAACUAGGACCCAUGACCUCCUCAAAUCCCAGUGAUACUGCACAAUGUGGUUUUCUAUCCCCAAAAAGAGCAGGGUCCUUUUCCUUCCUCAGCCCCUAUGCUGGGACAAGUCUAUCA
Gracilinanus agilis (Agile Gracile Mouse Opossum) is the source of this 1540-nucleotide messenger RNA. RefSeq names its product acyl-coenzyme A synthetase ACSM2B, mitochondrial-like. The transcript has 12 exons. The record is from RefSeq and is a predicted model, not a curated record. Lineage: Eukaryota; Metazoa; Chordata; Mammalia; Didelphimorphia; Didelphidae. Gene Ontology annotation, molecular function: fatty acid ligase activity; fatty-acyl-CoA synthase activity. The coding region runs from base 1 to 1458 and encodes 485 amino acids. Gene Ontology annotation, cellular component: mitochondrial matrix. Gene Ontology annotation, biological process: fatty acid biosynthetic process; acyl-CoA metabolic process.